Synchiropus splendidus (mandarinfish) is the source of this 1085-nucleotide messenger RNA. It is a transcript of the gene spaca4l, whose product is annotated as sperm acrosome associated 4 like. The record is from RefSeq and is a predicted model, not a curated record. The transcript is spliced from 3 exons. Bases 104 to 493 code for a protein of 129 amino acids. NCBI's taxonomy places the organism in Eukaryota, Metazoa, Chordata, Actinopteri, Syngnathiformes, Callionymidae.
CCUGUUCAGCUCGCAGGUGGAGGAAUAUAAAGAGCCGUGGCGCGACGCGAGCAGCGAGAGGUUAUAACGGUCCUGCUGUCACUCAAACUCGCAGUCUGUCAACAUGAACAGAGUCAUCCUUCAGGUGUUGGCGGUGGGAUUCUGUCUGGCACUCGGUCAAGCUCUGCAGUGCUAUGACUGCGACCUCGGCCUUUUCAACGUGUGCUUUACUAGUAAAGUAACAUGUAAGGCUGGAGAGCACUGCUACAGCGGCGUCGGGGAGGCAGUGGGAGCCUUGGAUGUGACAAUGAAGGGCUGCCUGAAAGUGUCGGAGUGCAACAAGACGACUCAGGUCAACUUCCCAGGCAGCUCCAACAACACCCUCUAUACCAUGACCAGAACCUGCUGUGACAGUGACCUGUGCAACGCAGCACCGGGCAUGCCUGGGGGUCCCAUGCUGCCGCUCGCCAUCGCCACCCUCGCCACCCUUCUUGUGACAAAAAUCCUGGUUUGAAGAGCGAUGUGCGCCACUGCACUAAAACACAAUGAUUAGAUUGAGAGCACCGCUUUGGGAUUUUCACGUGUCAACAAUCGGCUACUUUUUGGUUCUUAUUAUCCGUGCACCGAAUUAAAUGGGUUUUCUCUCUUUGUGCGUCUAAAUGUGGGGCAGCGUUUGACUAUUGACGAUAUAUAGUUGACUAACAAUGUGGGGAAAAGGGAUGUUGUCCUUCUGUUGAACGACUAUAUUAAGAUCACGUUGGCAAAUCUUCUAGCUGCCGCAGCCAAAGUAACAUCUCAAAUACAAAUACCUGCCUUGAUUUGCAAUGAAGAUAAAGUAGAAGCGUGUACGCUGUGAUGGAGCGUGAUGUGUUUCAGAUUAGUUAUGACUGUUAAAUGAAGUCAUCAUGCUUCGCUAAUGUCAUGAACGUGUAAGGUUAGCAAACCUUCCUCUGACGUUUCGGCUGAGACCUGCAAACUAAAAUAAGAAUGCAUUCCAAAAGGGUUAUAACAAAAUAUGUCACAAAAUGUAUUGGUUUUGAAACACGAUAUGAAGAAAGUCAAAUCAAAUUUGUUUUAUAUUUAACAAAUAAAAAUUCCAACCCUGA